GACCGCACCAUCAAACCAUACAUUGAUUAUGCCUGAGGGAGAUAUGCAUGUAGCCGGGGUGAUGCUAACACCGGUUGUGGCAGUAGGUAAUUGAAGAUUACUACCGGCUACCUCCACUCAUCUACUUAUCGUUGAUACUGCCGAAAUAAUGCAUGUGGGAGAAUGUGAUCAUGAACGGCCCAACAUCGUCCCUUCCAAAUUCUCCAAAGAAUGAAAACAAUGUUAGCUAGAUCACUUUUAGAAAGGUUCAUGGAAAAGAAAAGAUGUGGCCAGGCCUCGUCGGGAGCCAUUCCACCAAGAAUAUUACUCAUGCCUUCAAGGUGUGCCAAUUUCCAAAGUCCUCGAGCUAUGCUGCAGGUAAAGAAAAGGUGGGAAAAAGAUUCUGGAUCCCUGGAGAAAAUAGGACAUAUUGUGUUAGGAACAAGGGUUUUAGUGAAUAACACUAUCUACAGAGACAAAAAUCCACGGACGACUCUCCAAAAGAAGAACUUCAGUUUGGGCGGCACGAUAAUGCUCCAAAGGAGUUUCCAGAAUCGAGUGUCAAAAGGUAGAACCACCGGGGGAUGUCGAAGGUUGAAUUCAGAAGACAGAAGAUGAUAUCUUGACUUAACAGUGUAAAUACUGGAAGGAGAGUAAUGCCAUACCAAACGAUAAGUCGAGUAAGAAAGAGAGGGGGGGGGGGGGGAUUGGACAAAAUGAGGUCAACACUCUAUUGAAUAAACAGAGUGGUUAAUAGAUCCUUCUUCAAAGCAUUAGAAACAUGAAAAAUGAGAUCCAAGACAAAAGGAGGGCAGCCACUCAAACCUGGUUGUAACAUAGGGGAAGAAGGAGGUGACGAAGGAAGCCAGUUAUCCUGUAUAGUUUGGAUCCGAGAUCAAUCUACAACCUGCCAUCAUAGCCCCUGAGGAAUAGGCCUCUCCCUUUCAAGAUGUCUUGCCAUGCCCACGAAGGUCGGAGCCUGCUGUAGCAUCAAGAAAUAGUCGAUGAGGAUGGUACCGAGCUUGAUAGAUCCGGGCUAGAUAGCUGGAUGGAUUCCAGAGGAUGCACCACGCCUGCUUAGCUAGCAAAGCAAAAUUAAAACGAUUAAAAUCCCGAAAACUAAUUCUCCUUCAAACUUACUCUGACAGAUAGCACUCAAAGAUAUCCAGUGGAUGCCAUUCUUCUUGUCUUGCCCUGCCCACCAAAACUUAGACAACUGACUGUUACAUUUGCGACAAGGGAAAAUAUCAAAAAAUUAUUUGGGACCCACGAGGAAAACUAUAAUUAGGUGACCAAAUUCGAUUUCUUCUUUCGUGGCAGGCUAGCAGCACAAUAGCUAGCGAUCAUCUCAGAAGGAAAACGUCAUUGUCGAUUGGACUGUGAAAUAAAGAAGUGUUUUGACUGCAUAAUUAACCAUUUUCCUUGAAAAGAAAUAUGCAAAAACGUGUUUUUGUGCACUUUUCAUAGUUUUUAAUACUUUUGACUUUGAAUGUUUUUGCACACUACAUGCUUUGAAACUUAUGAGUGUUUAUGAAACUGAAGAGUAAAAACGUACGUUAUUGCGCUUUCAUACGCGGCUUUAUACCAAACUAAUUGUAAUGGUUGUAUUUUGAGUUCUAGUCAUUGUUUUGGUAAGUGUAGUACUUAGUGUUUGUAGUUGUAAGACCUUCUAUGGCUAGAUGUCCAUGCUAGCUGACUCGUUCUAACUACAACAUCCCAAUCGACGGUCAAGUUUAACCGUCGAUCGGGUGUAGCAUAGGGUAAGUAAGCAAUAAGAAUUUAUCGUACCAUGGGGAUCUAGGUUUACCCUACUUCAGGUUCAGGGUUCGUUAUCUAGCCAACCUAGGAUGGUGAUUAGAAGAAUUAAACUAACUAACUUAGCUAACCACUAACCGAGCUAUUUACAAGGUUGGGAGCUCUCUUGGGUUGAAUCGUCCUAGGUCCGUUCUUUGAUCGAUGUUGGGUAUCCUCCUAGCUCGAUCGACUCAAAUACACUACCAUUUGGAGAUGGAAUCCCUCGGGAAUGACCCAAAACGGCGAAUCGAUGGAUGGGUAGUGCUCUAUUCAACCUAGGGUUUCGUAUAAUUCUAGGCGACCGAUCGAAUCAACUCCCCCGGGGACUACCCGAACAAUCUAUGAUAGGAGUGACCCGAAGACGCCAAGGAAGGGGCUCUAAGGGGAUUAUCCCACUCCUAGGUCAAAAGCUCAAAGCAUGAAAAUGGAAACCACACUCAUGCCACUCAUGAAAACAUCCAUCAAUUAAGUAAAAUCAUCAAACAAACAUGUAAUGUGUCA
Messenger RNA from Linum trigynum, 2274 nucleotides. The record is from the annotation of a GenBank genome assembly. Lineage: Eukaryota; Viridiplantae; Streptophyta; Magnoliopsida; Malpighiales; Linaceae.